GCGAAGGGUGUGUCGGAGUGGGAGUCGUUGGCGAUUUUUGAGCGGUGCGACAGAAAGGGAAACUGAGUCCUGGGGGUGAAGAACAGGCUCUACGGCCCGUGGGGCUUUCCCCGGCCCCCGCAUUCGUGGACUUUGUGCCUGGUUGCGCAAAGCGAGAAAACUGAGGCUGUGGGAGGAGGCGGGUUCGUCGCGAACGGUGGUUCCGGGUGGUGAACCAGCAUGAUGCCCUGUCGUUAUUAUACAGGCGGAACACGGGCAAUGAAAGUAAUUUAUAGUAGAAGAAUAUGCCCUUCACUUUGCAAAAGCUGAAACAGGAUUACACCCAGAUCGUGUUUGUACCUAACUCAAACUGAGGUGUUCCCAGGAGCAGCCAUGUCCACCCUGUACCCAUCUCUGGAGGACCUGAAGUUGGACCAAGCCAUUCAGGCCCAGGCCAGAGCUGCACCCAGAAUGCCUGCCCUGCCAGUCUCCCAGUCUUCAGUUUUGUACCCAAGCCUGGCAGAAUUGGAAAAUUAUAUGGGUCUUUCCCUCUCCAGCCAAGAAGUCCAGCAGAACGGGCUUCAGAUUCCAGAAGGUGCUAGUACGGUGGGCUCUGGCUCCUCGCUGGGCCAGCUGGUGGCACCACUGUCUGGGAACAGCCUUGGCACACGGCGUGCGGAGAUCAAGCCCGGGGUGCGUGAGAUCCACCUGUGCAAGGAUGAGCAUGGCAAGACUGGGCUGCGGCUAAAGGCCAUUGACCAGGGGCUCUUCGUGCAGCUGGUGAAGGCCAACAGCCCUGCGUCUCUUGUGGGGCUGCACUUCGGGGAUCAGAUCCUGCAGAUCGACGGGCGUGAUUGUGCCGGGUGGAGCACGGACAGAGCCCACCGGGUGCUGAAGAGGGCAUCGGCCGAGAAGAUCGUCAUGGUCGCUCGGGACAGGCCCUUCCAGCGGACCAUCACCAUGCACAAGGACAGCAUGGGCCACAUCGGCUUUGUCAUCAAGAAGGGGAAGGUCAUCUCUGUGGUCCAAGGGAGUUCUGCGGCCCGCAACGGGCUCCUCACCAACCACACCGUGUGCGAGGUGAACGGGCAGAACGUCAUCGGGCUGAAGGUAGGCCAGCGGUUGUGCCCUGGCCCGGGGGCUGCAGUGGCUGAGAGCUUGCUGGGUGGACGGAAGGUUCAUGUCUGCAGGCGAGCUGCUGUCCCCAUCCGAGCCUCAGGUCCCUCAUCCUCCAGUUGCUGUGGGGGCUCACUAAGAUGAGGUAGGUAGAGCUCUGAGCACAGUGCCAAGCCCGUGGUAAGUGCUCAGUAAAUAUGAGCUACUGUCACCAACGUGUGGAGGCCAG
Molecule: messenger RNA, 1324 nt
Organism: Leptonychotes weddellii (Weddell seal)
Lineage: Eukaryota; Metazoa; Chordata; Mammalia; Carnivora; Phocidae
Source: RefSeq, a predicted model, not a curated record